UUCCCCAGAUAGUUUUGUCGUUUAAUAGUGGAAGAGCGUGUGGACUCACACUGUGAGUGCAUGAAUCAAGGAAGCAGGUGAGAUCCCCAGCCAGUCGGAUUUUCCAGAGAUAGUCACCCCAUGCUGUACCCCUAACAAGCUGCUUAUUUAAGGCAUUGGCAGACUUUUCCCUCACCGUGCAUUUGCCAAACCACAACUAAGAGCUUUCCAUUUAGCCACGGAAGGAAAAUCUUGAAAGCAAUUCAUGAAUCUACACUAAAACCACUAGAGCUAUAAUUAAAUCAACUCUUAAAGUAGUGUAACUCUUUUUAUGGCUGAAAUAGCAGUCUUUAUUUUAAGCACCAUUGGAGAAAGAGGAGGAGAGUGGCAAACAUUUCCAUGUGAAGGCUUGGAAACUCUUUUCAGCGCACUAAACAUUCACCAAGGCUUCCUGUGAGCGCUGGAGUUUGUCCUUUCCCUGCUAGCUGCAUUUUCAUCCCGUUUGACCUCCAGCAGCCGGCUGAAAACCCGACAGCAGCUGUCUUCGGGUGAAGGACAUCGGUGGGACAGCGGGUACCGAGGACGGGCGGACAGCGAGUGAGCAGCGAGGCGCGAUGAGGCAGAGCCGGCAGCCCGGGCGGCCGCCCCGAGCGCUGCUCGCCCCCGCCCAGCAGACGCGGAGCACCUGCGGGGCCCGUGCCUGGCGGCGGGGCGGUCUCGGCCGGGGGCUGCCCGGGGCGGCGCGCAGCCCGCGCCGUGUCCCCGGAGGCUCGCCCGCUCCCCGCCCCGCCGCGCCGCGGCCCGGCCCUCCUCGCCGGGCGCAGCCGGCCCGUGCGCGGUGCUGCGGAGCGGCGCGCAGCCCCCGCGGGAUGGCGGGGCUCUGCCUGUGCCUGUGGCUGUGCCUGUGCACGGCGGCGGCGGAGCUGCGGCUGACCCUGCUGCACACCAACGACGUGCACGGGCGGGUGGAGGCGCAGGGCGGGGGCCCGCGGCGCUGCGCGGCCGGAGCGCCGGGAUGCUUCGGCGGCGUGGCGCGGAGAGCGGCGCGGGUGGCGGCGGAGCGGGCCGCGCACCGCAACGUGCUGCUGCUGGACGCCGGGGACCAGUACCAGGGCACCGUGUGGUUCUCCCGCUUCAAGGGCCGGGAGGCGGUCCACUUCAUGAACCUCCUGCGCUACGAUGCCAUGGCUUUGGGUAACCAUGAGUUUGAUGAAGGUGUGAGUGGAUUAUUGGAUCCUCUUCUUAAAAAUGCAAAUUUUACAGUCCUGAGUGCAAAUAUUAAAGGGAAAACUCCAUUAGGAAACGAAAUGAUGAAAUAUGUUCAUCCUUUUAAAAUAGUUCAUUUUGACUCAGAAUCAGUUGGAAUUGUUGGCUACACUACAAAGGAAACUUCUUUUCUUUCACAGCCAGGGGAUGAUGUAACUUUUGAAGAUGAAAUUGAAGCAUUGCAACUGCAAGUGAAUAAACUUACUGCUAUGGGAGUGAACAAAAUAAUUGCACUAGGACAUUCUGGUUUUACUGUGGACAAAAAUAUUGCUCAAAAAGUGAAAGGAGUGGAUGUUGUGAUUGGAGGACAUACAAACACAUUUCUCUAUACAGGCACCCCACCCUCCACUGAACAGCCAGAGGGCCCAUAUCCAUUCAUGGUUGACUCAGAUGAUGGGAGGAAGGUGCCAGUUGUACAAGCUUAUGCUUAUGGAAAAUAUCUUGGUUACUUAAAUGUUACAUUUGACAAGAAAGGAAAUGUAGUUGAAGCAGUUGGAAACCCCAUUCUGCUGGACAGCAGCUUUCCUGAAGACGAGCACAUUAAGGAAGAAGUGGAAAAAUGGAGAGAAAACCUGGGGAAUUAUUCAGAAGAGAUUGGAAAAACUAGUGUUUACCUGAAUGGUACAAGCCAAGCAUGCCGUUUCCACGAAUGUAACAUGGGAAAUUUGCUUUGUGAUGCUAUGCUUUAUGAGAAUGUCAGGCAUCCGGGUAAGAAGACGUGGAACCACGUUUCAAUGUGCAUCCUGAACGGAGGUGGGAUACGGUCACCCAUUGAUGAGCAGAGCACUAAUGGUAGCAUUACCAUGGAAGAUUUGCUGUCUGUUCUGCCAUUUGGAGGUCGCUUUGAUAUGGUGACAUUAAAAGGCUCCACACUGAAAGAAGCUUUUGAGCACAGUGUGAGGAGAUAUGGAGUAGGAAGUGGAGAGCUGCUGCAGGUUGGAGGCAUCCACGUGGUCUAUGAUCUCUCCAGAGCCCCAGGAAGCAGAGUUGUGAGCUUAGAAGUGCUUUGCACAGCGUGCCGAGUCCCAGCCUAUGUCCCACUCCAGAUGGAUGAAAUAUACAAUGUGACUCUGCCCUCCUACCUGUUAUUUGGAGGAGAUGACUACAGUAUGCUGAAAGACAAAAAUCUGGGAUACAGUAAAGGUGAACCUGACAUUGAGGUUGUUUCCCGCUACCUCCAGAGAAUGAAGAGAGUUUACCCAGCAGUUGAAGGUCGAAUAAAAUUUUCUUCUGGAAGUCUUAUUGAAGCAAGUCUCACCCUGAUCUCCAUGCUGUUCACUGUAACAUUCUUGCACACUUGAUUUUUUGUUUGGAGCAAUACAGGAGAAGAGAUGAUACCGAGGAAGCUGUAACAGACCUGUUCCCUUCUGUUGCACCUUACAAUGAAUGAGCAGUGAGGUUGCUGCAUGUCAGCAGUGAGCAGCCCCCUGCCUUGUCUUUAACCUGGUGGUGCCACUGGAGCACUGUGUGCAGAGCAAGGGGGCACAAUCCACACCUUUUCUUGGUCAGAAUCAGCAGGUACCUGAAACUGAGGUCUCAAAAGCAAAGUUCCAGUGAAUACUUACUUACUGCUCAAUCAUAAAACAGAGAGACUGAAAUGGGGUAUUAUAAAUUGUCAAAUUCUUUUAGCUGCUUUAGACGGUGAGUUAAGAACCCGAUUCCAGGCAUAAACAAGCUUCUAGAAAUGGAUUUAUUAUAGCUGUAUAUUCCUUUCUUUGAUCUCCACUCAGGGUUAAGGUAUUCAAUCUAGUAUCUACUUUGCUUCCAGUCAUAUUUAUCAUACCUACAUGAAUGCCUGAAAGAGCUGGAUUAAACUCUGUGCCAUUAAAAUCAGGAGGUCUACUUAAUAUGCAAUUUUUAAAAGUUUUUCUUUUACUACUGAGAAAGCAAUAUCCCACUUUUAUUUUCCAUUAAUAAAGGAUGAAAGCUUGACUUGAUUUUGACCAAUUUUAACAUUUUGAGUAUUUUUUCUUCACUCUUAAAUAUGACCAGUUUGGGCACUGUACCUAGAAUGAGAACACAAUCUGUGACUGUAUUUCAUAUAAAUAUGCUCACUCUUAAACCUCUUCCCAAGAACAAAGCACAGGACUGCUGCCUGUUACUCUGUAUUCGCAACAUUCCACGAAAAUGUCAGAUACAGGCACUGACCCCUGCAACACUUCUGGCAUCCUUUGGAAAUAGUCAGGUAAUGGGGCUUUUUACAGCAUAACCUGGCUUUAUGAUAACUGUGAUUAUACCUCUUCUAUGGGAAGGCUGUGUUUAAAAAAAUAGUUGUAAGAAACAGGAUAAUAAGUAUGAAACAGAUUAAAUGCUAAAUGUACAUUGCUGAUGCUUUAUCAAGAAAUGAUUGCUUAUAAACAAGGGUGAAAAUAUCAUUAUUUUUCUAAGGCUACUGGGAAUUUUGACAUCAACGUGGUUCAGUUGCUUAAUGCUGUUUUAAACUGAUUGUUUUGAAUAAACCUGCUAUGUUUUCCUGGAAA
Passer domesticus (house sparrow) is the source of this 3725-nucleotide messenger RNA. RefSeq names its product 5'-nucleotidase ecto (gene NT5E). Gene Ontology annotation, cellular component: plasma membrane. The transcript is spliced from 9 exons. Gene Ontology annotation, biological process: AMP catabolic process. The coding region runs from base 594 to 2546 and encodes 650 amino acids. NCBI's taxonomy places the organism in Eukaryota, Metazoa, Chordata, Aves, Passeriformes, Passeridae. The record is from RefSeq and is a predicted model, not a curated record. Gene Ontology annotation, molecular function: 5'-nucleotidase activity; metal ion binding; nucleotide binding.